Molecule: messenger RNA, 5904 nt
Organism: Zeugodacus cucurbitae (melon fly)
Lineage: Eukaryota; Metazoa; Arthropoda; Insecta; Diptera; Tephritidae
Gene: Pp1alpha-96A
Product: serine/threonine-protein phosphatase alpha-1 isoform
Exons: 7
Coding region: 771-1754 (327 amino acids)
Cellular component (GO): cytoplasm; nucleus
Molecular function (GO): protein serine/threonine phosphatase activity
Source: RefSeq, a predicted model, not a curated record
GCAGUCCUCAGUGGUUUUCAUGUACUGCUCAAUUUUCCCGAAAAAGAAAACCUUGUAAAAAUUUUGCUUGAGUUGCGCACGGUAAAAAGUGUAUAAAUAACGAUUUUUCUCAUUAAUACGCACAAAACGCAUUUUCUACAGGAAAAAUAUUGUUUGAUGGCGUUACAUUUAACAUUUAUAUAAACGCUAUCGAAACGAACUCAGUAGAGUCAAUGUGUGAGUGGUGAAAAUCGUCGAGCAAGGUGUGAAAAGCCAAUCGGUACUGCGCUGUGUCUCCAAGCCACCCACUCGCCACCCAGAAAGUAAAAAAAAUCGAAUGAGUGAUUGACGACGACAAACCGUUGUUUUUGCCAUUUCUUGCCAAUUAUAAAAAAGUAUAAACGCGUCUUCACAACCAGCUAAAUUUGUUGUGUACGUUAAAAAAAAACUAUACAAAUUUGCCCAUUGUGGGCAUAUGUAACUGUGUUUGCAAGUAUUGAAUUAAUUAAUUUGAUGGUUAACUCCACAAAUUUACUAUACAAAACAAAUAAAAAACACAUACACAUGAGACGCAAUUGAAAUCGCAAUCAAUGGUUAUGAUAUACCCAAAUUAGUAGGGAACAAAAAACGGGAGUACGAACGAUAUAAUCAGCGUCGUCAGCGACGUACAAACAGACCACAACAAACAGGCAACUGAAAAAUAAGUUUCAUUGUUUAGCAACGUACUAUUAUUUAUUGUAAGUAUAGUUCAGGUGGCAGUUUAAUUCUUCGUACUUUGGCGUGAGCCCGUCAUGUCCGACGUAAUGAACAUCGAUAGCAUUAUUUCACGUUUAUUAGAAGUGCGUGGCGCACGUCCUGGAAAAAAUGUUCAACUAUCGGAGAGCGAAAUACGUGGUCUAUGCCUCAAAUCACGUGAAAUAUUCCUAUCGCAACCCAUCUUGCUGGAACUGGAAGCACCCUUGAAAAUUUGCGGCGAUAUUCAUGGUCAAUAUUACGAUCUGCUACGUCUGUUUGAAUAUGGCGGUUUUCCACCAGAAUCAAAUUAUCUAUUUUUGGGCGACUAUGUCGAUCGUGGCAAGCAAUCAUUGGAGACUAUUUGUCUGCUAUUGGCUUAUAAAAUAAAGUACUCAGAGAACUUUUUCUUGCUGCGCGGAAAUCACGAAUGCGCUAGCAUAAAUAGAAUUUAUGGUUUUUACGAUGAAUGCAAACGUCGUUAUACAAUAAAGCUGUGGAAAACGUUUACAGAUUGCUUUAAUUGUUUGCCUGUCGCGGCUAUUGUUGAUGAAAAGAUUUUCUGUUGUCACGGUGGCCUCAGUCCAGAUUUGUCGUCAAUGGAGCAAAUAAGACGUAUUAUGCGUCCAACAGAUGUGCCCGAUCAGGGCUUACUAUGUGAUCUCUUGUGGUCAGAUCCCGAUAAGGACACAAUGGGUUGGGGUGAAAAUGAUCGUGGUGUAAGCUUCACAUUUGGCGCUGAGGUUGUUGGGAAAUUUUUACAAAAACACGACUUCGAUUUGAUAUGUCGUGCGCAUCAAGUUGUCGAGGACGGUUAUGAGUUCUUUGCUAAAAGACAAUUGGUGACACUCUUUUCGGCACCAAAUUACUGUGGUGAAUUUGAUAAUGCAGGUGCAAUGAUGUCUGUGGAUGAUACACUUAUGUGUUCUUUCCAAAUAUUGAAACCGGCUGAUAAACGCCGAUUCGUUUAUCCGAAUUUCGGUAGUUCAGCGCGCCCGUUAACUCCGCCACGCGGUGCUAACAAUAAAAAUAAAAAGAAAUAAAUAAACGUGAAAAUUUAGUAGAAUUAAAAAGAAAUUAAUUAUACAAAUACAAAAGGCGGCAUGAAAAAUGCAAAAUUGUUAAAUGAUAUGAUGGAGAAAACGAAAACCCCUACACUUUAAUAAUCAACAACAACACAACACAUAAAAAAACCAGAACUUUUUGUUGGCAGUAUCACACUUUUGUACUAUUUUUAAGUAAAUGCUUACAACAUCUUAUAUUAAACAAUUUCAAAUUGUAUAAAGUUUUUAUUUUUACUAUUUUUUAUGCAAGUGCAUAUUAAUUUCGCAGCACUAUAUUCAAAAAUGCGUGUCAACUUAUUUAAUUCGACAUUGGAAAAUAAUUAUAAACAUAGAUAUAUAUUUCAUUGAAAUGAACGACGCUUUUGAAAAUAGUGUUCGAACAGUUAUUUUUUAAACUAAUGGGGUUUAUUUAGUACAAGUUAGAUGUGUAAUUUCGAAUAUUUGCAACUAUAUUAGACAUUAAGCAGAAACAACAACAAAGUGCAUGUAAUGUGAAAUUUUUUUUUUUUUUUUUAAUGUGAAAUUAUAUUUAUUUUUAACCACAUACAAUUUUUACAUAUACAUAUGUAUAUGUUACGAAAUUUACUCAAACAUUAUAAUUCUAAAUCACAAUUUAUUUCAUUACGCAAUAAUAGCUUUUUUUUUCGCAAUUUGACAAAUAUUAAGUAUACAUUACAAAGCUUUAAAAUAGUUGUUUGUUUAUAAAUAAUAAUUUACAACAAUUUUUACAUAUUGACUAUGAAUAAAAACAAAAUUAUGUUAUAAUACCACAGUUCAAAACAGAGACAAAGAAAAUAUUGAAAUUUCAAUACUAUUGUUAACCUUCGAACAUAUACAGUUGUACGAUAUUAAUAAGAUAUGAUCACAAUUUGUCUGAGUGUAUAUAUAAAAGUUUUAAAUAGCAGCAAAUUUGAGGACAAACAAACAAAUAGAAAAACUCGAUAUGGUUAGUGUUUAAUUAAACACGAUGAAGUGCACGUAUAAUGUAAAAGUAAUGCAACAUUUUUUGUUUCUACGCUUUUUUGGUAUAUUUUGUUAGCGUAUUCCGGUGUUAAAGCUGGUUUGUAAUUGACGUUAUUAUAUAACUCAACUUGAUAUUUAUCAUAUACAUAUGUAUGUGCUUUAAUUACUAUUCUCAACAAUUAAUAUCAAACAAAAUGCAUCCCUAUACCAUAGAUACAUACAUAUGAUAUGUACAUAUGUCUGCGGUACAAAUUUAUGAUUUCUUGUUCCUACCAAAAAUUUUUUUAAUACAAUCUAUAUGUAGAAAUACAAUAAGUUACACGCCACAUUUUUUAUUCUUGUUAAAAAUUUCACACACGCACAUACACUCAUUGGACACACGGCAUGUUUUAACAAAAUUAACUGCAUGAUUUUCUCAAUUUAGUAUUAAGUUAAGCAGUUGCAUUGAUUUACACCAAAAAACAAAAAAAAAAAAACAAAAACAAAAAACUACAACAAAUGCAAAUAUUUUUAAGUAGCAAGCUAAACAACAACAACACAACAAGUGAAAAGCAAAUUUAAAAUGGAACUAACUAAUAAAAAUAAAACGCAUUGAGAAGCAAAAGCAUUACAUUUGAUAAACAAAAUUCUAAAAAUAACAACAAGAACAACAAUAACAACAACAACAAUUAGAAAUAAGAAAAAUGUCUAUGUAAUAAUACAAAAAGCUAUAAAGUAUUUGCAAAAUUAAGAAAAAACCAUGAAAAAUUCGAUUUAUACAACCAACUCAAUACAAGUAAUAUAAAAUAAAAAUAAAGCAUUGCAAUGUAUUGUAUAUUGUUACCAACUAAUUUAAUUGUGUAAUAUGCAUAAAUUCUUCUACGUACUCGAAAAUGAACCAUUUUCCCUUUAUGUGCAAUUAAAACAAUGUGACCUAGUUUAUAAUUUGACUCAUUGACACACCUCAGUGGCUAAAACUUGUCGGUACAAAAUUAUUUGCUUAACACAGAUUGUGAAUACUAGUAUAAAGCAUAAGAAAAGUGCAAGCACUAGAUCAUUCAACUAUUGUUAAACUUUUCUUCGUGUCAUGUCAUGUUCGAGAGUAUUGUUAAAAAGUGGAAAAAGGAAACUGUCUUUUUGAACUUUCUUUGCAAUAAAUAUGUCAAUAAAAGAACAAUAUCUACCAAAACAACCAAGCAAUAAAUAAUUCUAAAAACUAGUUUUUAAAACACAAAUUCUUUUGUUUUUAUAAAUGCAAUAAAAGUGAUUAAUUAACGCAAUAUUGUUAAAAUUGUUUAGUUGUCAAAACUUAACACAAAUAUAUUUUGGUAAAACACAAUAAAAAUAUUGCAAGAAAAAUACAAAUUUUAGAAACUAUUUUAUUAAAAAAAAAUUAGUUUCCACAAAAAAUAAAUAAGCGCGAAGCUCGAAAAGAUGCAAUGUAAAUUUAAAAAAUUAUAUGACAGUCGCGUUCAAAUGUUUCGUGGCAAUUUUCAUAAAUAGUUAUUUUCAAAUUCAAAUUGUUGCUGUAUAUUUAUUUUUUUCCUAAAAUAUGAAAGCAAGAAAAGAAAUUUCUUAAGUUUUCACAUAUGUAUGUAGUUACAAAAUACAGAGCUUCAACAACGAGAAUAAGGUUUCUAGUGACUCUCAAUACAAUAUUUAUUAAUAAAAAAUGCAAUAAAUUUUUCAAAAGUGAACUAAUAUAAAUAUGAACUAUUGGACACUAUAAAAACAAUUAUAUGCAACAACAAAAUGGCGAAAUUUAAACGAUAAUUUGACAAAACAAAAAUGUAGGCAUAUAUUUUUUUUUAAUAUUUUAAGUUGUUUCCAAUCAAUUGAGUACCGUGAAACACUGUUUCUGUAGAAAAAAAUGGUUAGUCUUUGGAAACGUUUGUAUGUCAAUCAAAUUAUAAAUGCAUUAAUAAAAACCUUUGCAUUCCAUUGGAAUUUGUGCAAAAGACAAAGAAAAAUGUUUUUAAAAUAAAUAAAUAAUUAUAAAAAACAAAAACUAUAUUAUUUUCUGGUUACAUCUUCCAACAUAACGCCUAUUCGUGACGUAAAUUGUUCAGAGAUUUUCCAACGGGUAUAUUUACGUCGAUAAAACAUUAUUUCGUAAUCGACCACUUUUCAGUAGGAUUUAUGUAGAAAAUUUUAGUUUGCCGUGGAAAUUUCGGUUUCGGUGAAACAUUUACCUCAAAUUUGGCACAGCAUGGAAUUUAAUAUUUUCAAUUCAGUUCUUGGUACAACUAAGUAUACAGAUUAUGAGUAGCUUUUGAUGCUGCUAAAAUUCUAGUUUACCAAACGAACGUUUUUGUUAGUGAUUUUGAUCAUAUACAUUAACGAUAUGGAUAUGUAAACGAGACAAAAAUAACGUGAAAAUUAUGAAAAGGGGCAAUGAAAAAUUUACAAUAAAAGUCAAAAUUACAAUUUUUGCUCAAAAGAAAAAGCUCAAAAACUUAUGUGAUGUUAAUCAACACAUUGUAAUAGUUGAAAAUAUGAGAACAUACGUUUUUUAUUUUAAUUUUGAAAAUAUUUUUCCUUAAAAGUCUUUUCAGACUUGUUAAAAAUAAACUGGAGAAAAUAUUUAUUUAAUAAUUGAAAAUUAUACUAGAAAGUUUAAAGCGUUUUGGUGGAUUUUUCCAGUGUUGAGAGCUUUCGACGGUGAAUAGAUGGUAUUCAAAAAAAAAAAAAAAAAGAGCAAGUGAAAGUUCUCAUUGUAUAUCGAUAAAAUUUCACCAGAGCUGGUGAAAGCUUCAUAAAGCUGAAUGAAAGCUUUGUUUGUCAAGGCUUUCUUGGAGUUUUUUUUUUCAAAUUUGUGGUCAUGCAAACCACAAACAAAUUCGUUAAUAUUAGUGCAGGCGAAUACCCGAUCUCUAAAUUUAUGAACAACAAUGAGCGAAAAUUAUUAGAAAUAAAUAUAAAAUGAAAUGAAAAAAACCUAUACAUCGAUUGAUAAAACAUUUUUCGUGUUGUUGCAGCUUUUUAAAAUCAUUAUGAAUUCUUUGCCUAUUGUUGUGUUCCUUAAUCAUUCUCCAUCUAUAUAAAUAGUGUACGAAUUGCUAAGAAAACUUUCAUAUAAGUAAACAGCAAUUAAAAUAAUAAUGCAGCUUUGACUAUUUACAAGCAGUACUAUUAAAUAUAUAUUAAUGUACAAUCAAAAUACAAAAAAAAAAUAAUAAACCACAAA